This is a messenger RNA of Mollisia scopiformis, 1137 nucleotides long. RefSeq lists its product as uncharacterized. The record is from RefSeq and is a predicted model, not a curated record. The transcript has a single exon. NCBI's taxonomy places the organism in Eukaryota, Fungi, Ascomycota, Leotiomycetes, Helotiales, Mollisiaceae. Bases 1 to 1137 code for a protein of 378 amino acids.
AUGCGUUGUUACCUAGUGCACUUUCAGCAAGACAACACAAGAUUCCCACAGCUGCCUCAAAACUGCAACUCCACCAGCUCCCUCGACCAUCGACUUUCACGAUCACUUAAGCCAAGACUGCUACCUUCAACAACAUCAGAAUCUCCACCCCAGAAGCAUACACCCAAGCCAUGGCAUCCGCCCUCGUCUCGCGCUCGAGCCUUGCGGUCUCCCCUCAACCUCCCCCUGCUGGGCGCAUGCAGAGCCUCCUCUCCGCUCUCCCAAAGUUGCGCCUGGACGUUACACUCGCGCUCACCUUUACCUUUCCCCAAGCUUCCCGCUGAGUUGCGCAACCUGGUUUGGGAGCAUGCAAGUCCGAAUGAGGCGUCUCGUACCAUCGGCAUUGAUCUGCGCAAUUUCGGCAGGUGCGCUCAGCCUGAAGCACCUGGAAUCCUGAUGGCUAACAAAGAGUCAAGAGCUGAAGGCCUGCGAUUUUAUACUGCUUGCAAGGAGACAGUCAACGUAGAAGAUACCCAAGUUACAGAAUCGCAGAUUAUCUAUGUCAACUUUGAAGUUGAUCGAUUCUGCGUCCCAUUGGAAUACAUUACAUCUAUCAGCCCGACACACACCCUCAACUUCGACGACACCACUCUUCAGCUGAUCAAACUCCUUUCCUUCAAAGCUCGUCACAUCGAAUACUCUCUACGUUUGGCUCCGCCAUUAGAUAAAUGGAUGUCGCUUGCACACCUACAGCACAUAGGAUUCUUACUGCUAGUUCUAAUGGCUCACGAAUUCCGGAAUGACCUUCACCGCGAUGUCCUUGCGGACUGCAUGGAAAACGGCCUUGAGGAUACCGUUGACGAAGAGAUGCAGUUGCAGAACGAACGGGAGAGUUGGAAUGGAGUGGAUCUUGCGGCCCUGGCGAGUAGUUUUAUGCAGCAGGCGCUGGAGAGCGGUCCUGAUGCUAAGGUUAAAUUGAGCUGCAUGUGGCAGGAGUACAGAGAGAUGGAUUUGGUUCCCAUCCCCGCUGGUUUUCAGAGAGAUUCCUCCUAUGCUAGAAUUGGCGGAUACUGGUGGGAAUGGGAAUCUUGGGAAGAAGGCGGCCUCAAUCGUUCUCAUAAAAAUGCUUUGGAUUUAUAUCUAGGCAUCUGUGAAUAA